Molecule: messenger RNA, 324 nt
Organism: Zea mays
Lineage: Eukaryota; Viridiplantae; Streptophyta; Magnoliopsida; Poales; Poaceae
Exons: 2
Coding region: 1-324 (107 amino acids)
Source: RefSeq, a predicted model, not a curated record
AUGCCCGCCGCAAUCGCUGCUCGGUGCGCCUGUCUGCUGCUCGCGGUCCGGCUCAGUUGCUGCGACGUCGAGCUCAAGCAGCCGCGGGGGGAUUCACCAUCGCACGCCAAGCGGGCGUACCGUACACACGAUGAACCGACGUGGUUGGCUCCUCACCAGGUCGGAGCUCCAUCGCCGAUCAGUGCUGCUGCCAGAACCUCUGGUCAAGAACAGGUACCUCAAGAUGAGGCGCAUGGAGGAUGCUGUGAUGAGUUCGUGAGUGGUCUAGACCGUCGUCUCCCAGUCAACUUUGGGUUGCUGGACCGUUGUCUCCUUAUAAUGUAA